GCGUACUCUAAUGCUCAUAUUUGGUGGUCCUGAGGAACUGGAAUAUUUACCUCGUACACUUCGGUAUGAAUGACUACGGAUUCAGAAUUCUUCUGGCAUAUCAUCAACGAGAUCCAGCCUGGCACUCGGAAAGCUUUCUAAGUAACGUUCGUAAAGAGUGGCUCUGGAAAAGCUUACUUUCAGAUGAUGAUAUGGAUUCAAGGUCUGCGGACAAUGAAGACAAGACAACAAGUAUUGUUCUUCAGGACAAGUACUCUGAAACUGGUGAAUCUCCCUGGUAUUGCGACGUAUGCUCGUUGGCUUGCAAAAGCUUUGAAGAUUUUACCACGCAUCUCAAGAGUGGAACACAUGGAUUUUCUGAGUGGGACCGGUGGGCAAGUAAAAACCUUGUGGAUCGUCGUUUCCCUUCUAACUUUGAAUGGGGUCGAUCAAAGGAGUGGGACCGGCUCAAUUGUCUAGACCUGAUGGAUUGUGUUAGACAUAUUCCGUAUGAACCUCUAGAUUAUCCCGAGGUGGAGAUUCCAGCAAAGAUAGCUUUACUGACUUUGGAUUUACUGACUUUGGUUGAUGCUCUAAAAACAUUCAAGGAUCUGUGCAAAUGUGCAACACUCAAGGAGUGGGACGGGAUUUGUCUAGAGACCUUCGAGGUGGAGAGUCCAUCAAAGGAGUGGGACUUAUGGGCUAAUAAAAAUAAUGUGGAUCGUUGUAACCCUGCUAACUUUGAAUGGGGUCGAUCAAAGGAGUGGGACCGGCUCAAUUGUCAAGACCUGUUGGAACGUAUUCGUCUUCGGUAUUACCCUCUAGAUACUACCGAGGUGGAGAGUCCAUCAAAGGAACAAGAGUGCAACAGUAGGAAGACUGAAGUGGAGGAGGGACUCCGAAUGCUCAUCUAG
Eutrema salsugineum is the source of this 893-nucleotide messenger RNA. RefSeq lists its product as uncharacterized. The transcript has 9 exons. Bases 66 to 893 code for a protein of 275 amino acids. NCBI's taxonomy places the organism in Eukaryota, Viridiplantae, Streptophyta, Magnoliopsida, Brassicales, Brassicaceae. The record is from RefSeq and is a predicted model, not a curated record.